Myxocyprinus asiaticus (Chinese sucker) is the source of this 2007-nucleotide messenger RNA. Its product is annotated as transmembrane protein 263. The transcript is spliced from 3 exons. Lineage: Eukaryota; Metazoa; Chordata; Actinopteri; Cypriniformes; Catostomidae. The record is from RefSeq and is a predicted model, not a curated record. Bases 269 to 631 code for a protein of 120 amino acids.
UGUGUCCACAGUGGUACAUGGUUAAAAACGGCAAACUCGGACGCCACGUAUACAUUAUGCAAAAAUAGGUCUUUAAAAGUAAAGUCUUGUCUGGUCGCGAAAUCUUAGUUGUUGUUGUUUUUUUAGUAAUUUUAGCGUGUGUCUUUUAAAGUCGCCAGAAGAAAACAGCACAUUUCUUUUGCUUUGAAACAAACAAGGGGUGGGAACAGAAGUUUCCAACUUCGUCUGCAGAAGUUGAGCGCAAAGUUAACUUCUAACACAAGUAAACAUGAGUGAAGCAGACCAGCAACGGGAUGAGAUGCCUGCAUACCUGCAGGAUGAGCCUCCCACAGAUACCAAUAAAGACCAUCCCCAGCCCCAGCCUGGCAUGUUCUCCAGGGUGGCUGGUGGUCUGUUCAGUGUCACAAAGGGUGCUGUCGGGGCCACGGUGGGUGGAGUUGCCUGGGUUGGAGGGAAGAGCUUCAAUCUCACAAAAACUGCGGUUACCUCGGUUGCCUCUGUGCCAGCGAUGGGGGUGGGGCUUGUGAAGGGCAGCGUGUCUGCUGUGGCAGGCGGCGUGACUGCUGUCGGCUCUGCCGUUGCCAGUAAAGUUCCCAUUGGUGGAGGCAAGAAGAAGGACAAGUCUGAUUGAAUCAUGUGGCUCGGAGGCUUCUGCAUUAUGUCUUCUUGUUUGACUCCUAAGCGAGUCAUAUUGGAGUUCAUGCUCCGUGUUACGAGCAUAUUUGGACCAUAUCCGUCUGCCUGACCAGACCAAUAAGAUGACAUUCGUAAGAUGGUGGGCCUUGCUCAACACAAGAACCUUUUGUCUUUGUGUGUUCUUACAGGAAUAUGACAAUAAGUGGGCGUUGUAUUCAGAGUUAUGCCCAAACUGUUUAUGUCUGAAGUAUUACAUUUUUGACAAGAGAUGGGUGUGUGCGUGAAUUCUAAAUGUUCUGUUUCUGUUUUACUGAGCACACAAAGGCACACCAUUUCAGGCUUUGCAUCUGUGACAGUAGACACAAAGAAUUCACAAACAGUUUACACACACCUAACAGUCAAAUUGCUGCAAGCCAAUCGGUGAAUUAAGAUGAAGAUCAAUCAAGUGUCCCUCGAGGUGCUGUGGGAGAAAAUCACAGACUGUGGGGUGCACUACUGAUGGUGGUGCUCUAUCUAUCUUAUUGAUAGUUUGUGAGAUUACUUACUUAGUGCCUUUGGGGUCCACGCUGAUCCAUGCUGCCCUCUCCCAUCAUGUGAAUGCUCUGUGUCCCCUUCAAAACACAGACCCUCAAACACAUACAUAUUCGCACAUUCUGGGCUGUUGUAUCGGGGAUUUUGUCUACUUUGAUGUAGAUUGUAGAACAACCCUGCUGAAAAAUACACCUUAAACCUGCCUAAGAUGGUUUGCUGGUCUAAGUUGGUUUAAAAUAGUCUCCCAGUUUGCCCGAGCUGGUGUUCUGCUGGUGGACCAGCUGGCCUGACCAGCUAGAAAGUGCCUAAUGCCCAUCUAAGACCAUAAAUCUGAAUGCUGUUAGUACUAAGGGAUUUUAGGGGAAAGUGUGCAUGUAUGUGUGUUAGAUUGACAGUCUUUAUUAAAACAAGUCUGUUUUGAUUACUUCAUCUACAGAUGUACUCCAUUACCCCAUUAGGUUGUCUGUACUUUUCUCUUUUCUGUGUGUCAUUCCAUCUUGUUUUUUCAAUUUCCUUUUUGUUUCUUUUGCUGUUUUCUCUAUAAUGUGAAAUUUGCAUGGGCCAACAAAGAACCACAUCCAGUGAGGUGGCAAAGUACAACACAGUAUUUGUUUUUAUCAAGUAUUUUUCUUUUUCCUUUACCAAAGAAUACGGAAGAAAAAAGUUCAUUGUAUUUGACGAUUUUUUGUGUGUUGUUAAUGUUCAUAUAAUGGAUACUUUAUGGUAUUCAGUGUACUCUCUCUUUUUAGUGUCAAUUUAUAGUUGUUUCUAGAUUGGUUUGAGGCAGUCCAUUUCAGUGUAUAAUGUGAAUUCAAAGGACUUAAUAAAUAAAUAACAUCA